Messenger RNA from Diospyros lotus (date-plum), 1928 nucleotides. RefSeq names its product acid beta-fructofuranosidase 2, vacuolar-like. The transcript has 6 exons. The record is from RefSeq and is a predicted model, not a curated record. Gene Ontology annotation, biological process: carbohydrate metabolic process. NCBI's taxonomy places the organism in Eukaryota, Viridiplantae, Streptophyta, Magnoliopsida, Ericales, Ebenaceae. Gene Ontology annotation, molecular function: hydrolase activity, hydrolyzing O-glycosyl compounds. The coding region runs from base 1 to 1710 and encodes 569 amino acids.
AUGCUGGCCUGGCAGAGAACCGGAUUCCACUUUCAGCCGUUGAAGAACUGGAUGAAUGGUCCGUUAUACUACAAAGAAAACUACCACUUCUUCUACCAGUACAACCCGGAAGGGGCUGUUUGGGGCAACAUCGUGUGGGGCCACGCCAUCUCAAAGGAUCUGAUUAACUGGGAGCAUCUUCCGAUCGCCUUGUCGGCCGACGAGUGGUAUGACAUCAACGGCGUCUGGACCGGCAGUGCCACCAUUCUUCCUGACGGCCAAAUCAUCAUGCUUUACACCGGCUACACCAACGCCAGCGUCCAGGUCCAGAAUCUAGCCUACCCGUCCGACCCAUCCGACUCGCUCCUCAUCCACUGGUCCAAGUACUCCGGCAACCCAGUCCUCGUCCCCCCGCCAGGCAUCAACGUCCACGACUUCCGCGAUCCGACCACCGCCAUGCUCACCACCGAGGGCAAGUGGCGGAUCAACAUCGGGUCCAAGGUGAACCGAACUGGCAUCUCCCUGCUUUACGACACCGCUGACUUCAAGACCUACGAGCUCCAGGACGGGUUCCUCCACGCGGUUCAGGGUACGGGUAUGUGGGAGUGUGUGGACUUUUACCCGGUUUCAGUGACUGAGAACAUCGGGCUGGAUUUCUCGGAGCAAGGCACCGCCGUGAAGCAUGUCUUGAAGGCCAGUUUCGACGACGACAGGAACGAUUACUACGCGAUUGGGAUCUACGACGAGGCAGGUCGCAAGUGGGUUCCGGAUCAUGGGGAUCUGGAUCUGGGUCUCGGGUGGAGGUACGAUUAUGGAAAGUUCUACGCUUCCAAGACGUUCUACGAUGAGAAGAAGACGAGGAGAGUGUUGUGGGGCUGGAUUCCAGAGAGUGAUAGCGAGAACGCCGACAUCUCAAAGGGCUGGGCUUCAGUUCAGGCCAUUCCAAGAACAAUUCUGUUCGAUAAGAAGACGGGUAUGAAUUUGCUUCAAUGGCCGGUGGAGGAGGUUGAGGAGUUGAGAUCGAAGAGCUGGGAAGUGAACAAUGUGGUUGUCGAAGCGGGCUCGGUUGUGCCGCUGGACCUUGGUCCAUCGUCUCAGCUGGAUAUCACAGCGGAGUUCGAGAUCGGUAAGGAGGCGGUGGAGACCUUAAUUAGCAGCCAUCAUGACCAAAAAGAGAAAUCGUACAGCUGCGCCGGCAGCGGCGGAGCAGCUGACCGGGGCGCGCUUGGCCCGUUCGGGCUGUUGGUUGUUGCCGACAAGACGCUCUCCGAGCAGACUCCGGUUUACUUCUACAUUGUCAAAUCGAAGGAUGGGAAUCUCACAACUCACUUCUGCACUGACAUUUUAAGAUCUUCGGCUGCACCGGAUGUCGACAAGACAGUUUACGGAAGCACGGUUUCAGUGCUGGAUGGUGAAAAGCUAUCGGUGAGAAUACUGGUGGAUCACUCGAUAAUCGAGAGCUUCGCACAAGGAGGGAGGACAUGCAUCACCUCGCGAGUGUACCCAACAAAGGCAAUAUACGAUGAUGCGAAGCUGUUCUUGUUCAACAACGCCACCAAGGCCAACGUGGUCGCCUCUCUCAAGAUAUGGGAAAUGGAAUCCGCAGAUAUACAUGAUUCGUCGUCCUCCACAAGUUUAGCAAUUCCACGUGUUAACUUCCUCGGCUACAUGCUCCCGACCAAUCUUUUGUUGAGUUUUUGCAUUCUUUUUAGUUUAGUUCGAUAUCUAUAGGAAAAGCCAUAUAUAUGGUUGAUUAGUUGAAGCUCCCAACUGACCUGAACUAAUAGGUCCGUUUAUUUCGUUAUUAUUUUCUUGCUGCUGUUGUUGUUGUUUCUGUAAUUUAGUUUGGUCUGGUUUUAAAAAAUUAGACCCCAUUAAGACACUCUUGAGUUGAAGGGUGAUGGGCAGGUAUAAAGUGCCCUUUCAAGUUUUGUACUAGAAACCCUGAA